AUGGCAAAGACUCAACCAUCCUCAGAGUCCCUAAAUCUACACGUUACUGCUCCUAAUAAUUUCAGAAAAGAGUCUUUGAAGUUAGAAAAUUACGGACGCGGUCUUUUCUUUUAUCGUCCUUAUACAGAUCAACAUCAAGAUGAUCCAUGUCUGAGUUUUCAAUUAAUGGACUCAAACGCUUACGGUAGUGAAAGUCAAAAGCACUUCCAAUUUGCUGCUAACGUUACAGAUCCUCCAAUCCCUUCAAAACCUUUGGCCUCUAAUAUAUACGGUUCUCAGCAUAAUGAGCCUCUUUCACUGAAGAAGAGAAAAAGCAUGACUGACAACUCAUUACCGCAAAAUACUACCGAUAGAGUCAUUUCAUCUUCAAUUCCUCCUCGCAUAUAUUCCUACUAUACCUUCAUUGAACAAAGACUGCGCAAAAAGAAGCAACUAGGAAUCAAUAAAGUACGCUUGGGCGUUAUUUCAAAACCAUGCCAAAAACGUGCUCUUGCCAAAGUUUCAGACGUGAGUAUAUGUCAUGGUGAUUGUGUCAGUCUCUUCAACCAUUACCGUGCUCAGCAUAAUAAUGCAUUACUUUUGAGUACCAACAGAAUGCGUCAGGCCCUAUCUGAGAAAAUCAGUCAGAUUACCGGUGUCCAGUUACCGCCUUUAGUGUUGAAAAAACGGGAGAACUGGAAAGUUUCUAUUUCUUGUACCAAAUCACAUGAAUCCUUCAAUUGUUUGUCUAAAUUAGCAUUUCAAUGUCCGAGAACGCAAAAAUUUUCAUUUAUUGAUGAGUUUAAUGCUGGAGAAGUUGGAUAUACGGAAAGUAAAUUCGAGUGUAAUGAUAUAUUGGAUCCUUCGGAAGCAACGCACUCUGUUCUACCGUGGUCGGCAAUGUGGUCUAUAAUAUCCACGCAGUCUUAUAGCACUAAUUUCUAUGACGAGCCUUUAUUAAAAAAUCGCAUACACUCAGUGCCUAGCAUGCCAUCAGUCAAAUAUAUGUAUGCAGAUGAGCGAUCUUUGCUCUAUGUGUAUGGAACAGGGUUGCUAGAUAAUGUACAAUUGUGGAUCGGCUAUAGAAAAUGCGAAGUUUUGAGAGAGUGA
Schizosaccharomyces cryophilus OY26 is the source of this 1089-nucleotide messenger RNA. Its product is annotated as CBF1/Su(H)/LAG-1 family transcription factor Cbf12. The coding region runs from base 1 to 1089 and encodes 362 amino acids. The record is from RefSeq and is a predicted model, not a curated record. Gene Ontology annotation, biological process: regulation of transcription by RNA polymerase II. Gene Ontology annotation, molecular function: DNA-binding transcription activator activity, RNA polymerase II-specific; RNA polymerase II cis-regulatory region sequence-specific DNA binding. The transcript has 3 exons. NCBI's taxonomy places the organism in Eukaryota, Fungi, Ascomycota, Schizosaccharomycetes, Schizosaccharomycetales, Schizosaccharomycetaceae.